AUGUCUGGGAAGUCUUCGAAAAUGCUCAUGGUGAAGUAUCCAAGAUUGUCUUCAAUCAUCUGCUCCUCGCUCGCGGACGUCACCCGCUGCUCAAAAAACUCAAUAAUACUCAGCUCUCGGCGCGCCCAGCAUUCUGUCAUCGAUGAGAUUGCACUGCUUCAAGCACAGCAUCUGACGCAACGCAGAAACGUGUACUUCAAGAAGCAGACGUACUACAACGAGCCCGCACUCGGGUACAUCAACAUCUGCGCACAGACACAGAUUGUCAAACACGGACGCGGGACGUUUGUUGUUGACACACCCAAGCGCCAGCACACCUUCCAAUGCGACAACCAGCAGGAGGCGGACCGGUGGUGCGAGCUGCUCAAUCGCGCUGUAAAGAGCGCACGCGCCCUCGCACUCGGCAGCAAGGCGUCAUCAUCCUCAACAGCAUCAUCGUCAACAACAGCAACGUCGUCGGCCGCAACGAUGGGCCGUGGUGGUGCUGGAGGUGUUGGUGGUGCUGGUCGCAAGGCCAUGUCCAAGUCGAUGCGCGUGCAGCGUACAAAGUCUCUGCGCAGCAACCCGCUCGGCGCCAGUGUUCGCGUCACUGCUGCUGGGCCCGUGCACACCUCCAAGGCCAGCGAUGGCCAUGGUGGGAACAGGAGGAAGGGUGCUGCGACUGUUGGCCGGGCUGGUGGUCGCGAGCACACGACACGCGCCCCUCUCAACAUCAACACAGACACACACGCACACACACACGCACACGCACCGACAUCGUCGUCAUCAUCGUCAUCGACACGUGAUGCACCACGCCCAUCCCAACACCAAACCCACAACCACCAGCAGCAGCAACAGUCUGUGCGCUACUCUGCACCUCCCCUUCAACAGCGCUAG
This is a messenger RNA of Salpingoeca rosetta, 876 nucleotides long. RefSeq lists its product as uncharacterized. The coding region runs from base 1 to 876 and encodes 291 amino acids. The transcript is spliced from 4 exons. Lineage: Eukaryota; Choanoflagellata; Craspedida; Salpingoecidae. The record is from RefSeq and is a predicted model, not a curated record.